GGGCGCCUUCACUUUUCCUCCCUCCAUCACUAGCAUAACAUCUAUUAACUUGGGUACGUGGAUAGAAUUGGACCCGCAAUAUGGUACUCGGCUGCUCCCCUUGCUGCAGUCGGACUGGCUACCAGCAAAUAGGGAACACAGGGCCGCGAUUCGGAGUGCGACAUCUGCAAUGCAUUCUGGUCUUCUUUGGCCUGGCCGUGGCCUAUUCCUUGCGCGUUAACCUCUCCGUGGCGAUUGUGGCCAUGACGGAUCGCAAUGCCAGCAACCCGGACUUUCCUGAGUUCGAGUGGAACGAGAGCGUUAAGUCCUACCUGCUGAGCAGCUUCUUUUGGGGUUACGUCGUCACACAGGUACCAGGUGGCUAUCUCUCGGCCAUCUAUGGUGCCAAGUAUAUGCUCUUCUUUGGAGUGCUUGUAUGUUCCUGCCUCGCCCUGCUGACGCCCUUUUGCGCCAUUGCGGGUGGCUGGAAGACCGUAGUUGUUCUGCGUGCUAUUCAGGGUCUCUGCCAGGGUGUAAUUUUCCCCUCAACGCACACGUUCCUCUCGAAAUGGGCGCCAACCGAAGAGCGCGGCCGACUGGUAGGCUAUUGUUACUCGGGCUCACAGUUCGGUACGGUGGUAAUGCUCUCGGUGAGCGGUUAUAUUGCGUCUUCCUCGCUGGGCUGGCCCAGCAUCUUCUAUGUUCCUGGCUGUGUGGGCAUUUUGUGGUCGGGUGUGUGGUACUUCUACUGCUCAAGCACUCCGGCCCAGCAUCCAUCGAUAACGCCGGCUGAGCGUCGCUACAUCGAAUCGUCUAACCAGACACGCCGUCCAUCGGAUGUAGGACGCGAGAUGACGCCACGUCCGCACACGCCUUGGCGACGCAUUCUCACCUCCGGACCGUUUCUGGUGCUCGUGCUGGCUCAUUGUGCCAACAACUGGGGCUUCUGGACGCUGCUCACAGAGAUUCCCACGUUCAUGAAAAGCGUUCUGGGCAUGGACAUCAAGAACAACGGCCCGCUGUCGGCUCUACCCUACUUCGCCAUGAUACUGCUCACGUGCGUGUUCAUUUGGCUGUCGGAUGCAAUGAAGCAACGUGGCACAGUCAUUCCACUGGGUUUCUCCCGGAAGUUCUUCAAUACACUGGGCAUGUGGCUGCCCAUGCUCGCUCUGAUCGGUCUGGGCUACAUCACCGAGAGCGAGUCCAAUGUCCGUCUGGCCAUUAGCUUGCUCACCACGGCAGUGGCUACCAAUUCGGCUACAUAUUUAGGCUUCCACGUCAAUCACAUCGAUCUAUCGCCCAACUUUGCUGGUACUCUGAUGGGCAUCACGAACUGUGCAGCCAACUUUAUGAGCAUUCUGGCGCCGCUUAUUGUGGGAUUGAUUGUCUGGGAUGAGACGAAUCCCGCGCAAUGGCGAAUCGUUUUCUUCUUCACCGCUUUCGUUUACUUUAUGGGUAAUCUGCUCUUCAUGGUCUUCGGUCGGACCGGUGUCCAAGAAUGGAACACUCCAACAACAAGAACGCCAACGGCCACAUCUACUGAAGAGGGAGAAGCCUUUGAUGGGGAUCGGGCGCCGCUUAUCGAGGCUUGAAAGCGAAGAUGGGUCGAGCACGGAGUUGGGGAUUGGUUGUAAAUUGUGAAACUUUUGUACCUUAAACGGGAAGUGCAUUCCAUGGAAUUGAUUGAUCGCAACUAGCAUCGUAUUACUAGCUAUACACAUGACUAUAUUAUAUACACAAGGAUAUACUCUAUUUAUGUACAGAACAUAUACAAAUCCUAACAAAUUUCUCGCUUAGAUGUAA
Messenger RNA from Drosophila persimilis, 1782 nucleotides. RefSeq names its product putative inorganic phosphate cotransporter (gene MFS15). The record is from RefSeq and is a predicted model, not a curated record. The transcript is spliced from 4 exons. Gene Ontology annotation, cellular component: plasma membrane. Gene Ontology annotation, biological process: monoatomic anion transport; transmembrane transport. Gene Ontology annotation, molecular function: transmembrane transporter activity. Lineage: Eukaryota; Metazoa; Arthropoda; Insecta; Diptera; Drosophilidae. Bases 81 to 1571 code for a protein of 496 amino acids.